This is a messenger RNA of Mesocricetus auratus (golden hamster), 1956 nucleotides long. RefSeq names its product alanyl-tRNA editing protein Aarsd1. The transcript is spliced from 18 exons. Gene Ontology annotation, molecular function: ATP binding; Hsp90 protein binding; Ser-tRNA(Ala) deacylase activity. Gene Ontology annotation, biological process: protein folding; chaperone-mediated protein complex assembly; alanyl-tRNA aminoacylation. NCBI's taxonomy places the organism in Eukaryota, Metazoa, Chordata, Mammalia, Rodentia, Cricetidae. The coding region runs from base 129 to 1889 and encodes 586 amino acids. Gene Ontology annotation, cellular component: cytosol; nucleus. The record is from RefSeq and is a predicted model, not a curated record.
GAGCGCAGAUCAUUACCCUACCUUACCCCUACCAUAUAAGGAGAGGCAGCUGCCAGGGGCGUCCCUAGGAUCUAAAGAUAGAGGCCCUUGUCUGGGACUCCAAAAGCCACAGGGCAGCUGGAGCCACCAUGGAACGGCAGCAUGCCCGGACCCUGUGGUACGACAGACCCAAAUAUGUUUUCAUGGAGUUUUGUGUUGAGGACAGCACCGACGUGAGUGUGCUCAUUGAGGAUCACCGCAUUGUGUUCAGCUGCAGGAAUGGCGAUGGAGUGGAACUGUACAACGAGAUUGAGUUCUAUGCCAAGGUGAACUCCAAGGACUCCCAGGAUAAGCGCUCUGGUCGCUCUAUUACUUGCUUUGUGAGGAAAUGGAAGGAGAAGGUGGCUUGGCCACGGCUCACCAAGGAAGAUAUCAAGCCCGUGUGGCUCUCUGUGGACUUUGACAACUGGAGAGACUGGGAAGGAGACGAGGAGGUGGAACUGACCCAGGUGGAGCAUUAUGCAGAGCUUUUGAACAAGGUCAGCACUAAGAGACCUCCCCCUGCCAUGGAUGAUCUGGAUAAACGCCUAAGAAAGUUUGUCCCAGGCCGCUCUCCGUACUCCUGCCCCGCAUUUCUGCCCUCGAGAGUUUCCAGGGCCUUGGAGACCGCAAUGGCGUUCCUGUGUCAGCGCGAUAGCUACGCCCGGGAGUUCACCACCACCGUGGUUUCCUGCAGCCCGGCCGAGCUGCAGACGGACGCGAGCGGCGGCAAAAAAGAAGUGCUGAGCGGUUUCCAAGUGGUUCUGGAAGAUACGCUGCUUUUCCCCGAGGGCGGGGGCCAGCCUGAUGACCGUGGAACCAUCAAUGACAUCUCUGUGCUGAGAGUGACUCGUCGUGGGGCGCAGGCUGACCAUUUCACCCAGACACCUCUGUCCCCCGGGAGCCAGGUCCAGGUCCGGGUGGACUGGGAGAGGAGGUUUGACCACAUGCAGCAGCAUUCAGGGCAACAUCUCAUCACCGCCGUAGCUGACCAUCUCUUUGGGUUGAAGACAACGUCGUGGGAGUUAGGGAGACUCCGGAGUGUGAUUGAAUUGGACAGCCCUUCUGUGACCUCGGAGCAGGUAGCUGCCAUUGAACAAAGUGUCAAUCAGAAAAUCAGAGAUCGACUGCCUGUGAGUGUGCGAGAACUGAGCCUGGAUGACCCUGAGGUGGAGCAGGUGAGGGGCCGGGGUCUGCCAGAUGAUCAUGCUGGGCCCAUUAGAGUUGUUACCAUUGAGGGUGUUGAUUCCAACAUGUGCUGUGGGACCCAUGUGAGCAAUCUCAGCGACCUUCAGGUCAUUAAGAUUCUGGGCACCGAGAAAGGGAAAAAGAACAAAAGCAACCUGAUAUUUGUGGCUGGGAACCGGGUCCUGAAGUGGAUGGAACGAAGUCAUGGGAGUGAAAAAGCCCUGACCACACUACUUAAAUGUGGAGCGGAGGAUCACGUGGAAGCAGUGAAAAAGCUCCAGAGUGCCACCAAGCUCCUGCAGAAGAACAACCUGAAUCUCCUCAGAGACCUGGCUGUGCACACUGCGCACAGCCUCAGGAGCAGCCCAGACUGGGGCAGUGUGGUCACUCUACACAGGAAAGAGGGCGACUCUGAGUUCAUGAAUAUCAUCGCCAAUGAGAUUGGGUCAGAGGAGACCCUCCUGUUCUUGACUGUGGGGGAUGAGAAGGGUGCUGGGCUCUUCUUACUGGCAGGGCCAGCGGAGGCCGUGGAGACCCUGGGACCCAGGGUGGCUGAGGUCUUAGAAGGCAAAGGAGCAGGGAAGAAAGGCCGCUUCCAGGGCAAGGCCACCAAGAUGAGCCGGCGAGCAGAGGCGCAGGCGCUUCUGCAGGACUAUGCUAGCACGCAGAGUGCUGAGGAGUAGUGAGGGCCAGUAUGCCCAUCAUGUGACCACAACAGUCUUUUGGACAAUAAAAUAGCGUGACUCAAAA